This is a messenger RNA of Aphanomyces astaci, 630 nucleotides long. RefSeq lists its product as hypothetical. Bases 1 to 630 code for a protein of 209 amino acids. The transcript is spliced from 2 exons. Lineage: Eukaryota; Oomycota; Saprolegniomycetes; Saprolegniales; Verrucalvaceae. The record is from RefSeq and is a predicted model, not a curated record.
AUGGUCGUCUCCCCCUCGGAUCGUUCCGAAAAGGAUGGAACCUUCCGAAUGACUGUUGACACCCGUGGCCCCAACUCUCGGAUCGAGCCAAUGCAUUGGUCCAUGCUGGUCCUGGAGGUCGUCAUGGCACGCCUCGUCGGGAAGAGUUGUUUCUUCGCGGUGGACUGGUUCAAGGGAUUCUGGCAAUUGGCUUUGCACCCCAACUCGAAAGAAGCAUACGCCAUCAUGGGUGUUGACGCAAUGGUGGUGUCUAACCGGGUCCUCAUGGGUCAGUCUGAUGCAGUGGCGUCCUGCACAUGCAACUUCCCAGGAGGUGUACGGCGAGCGAUACAGACAUGGUAUCGAAGCUUGGCUGGACGACGCCCUCGGAAGUGUAUCGACGAGACUGAGCUCCUGGACCUGCUAGAAUGGCUUCUUGCAAAGUGCGUGAAGUUUGGACUGAAACCCUCGGAACGCCUCUCUGAGGCCAGGAUCUCUCAUGACUCCAAGGGAUUGGCUGGCCUGGUGGAUUUACCCACCCCCGUGACGUUUGCGCUUAAACUGGAUGCGGCAGUCCUGCCGUGGCAAGUUUCGGUGGCAGCAUCGACCACAGGCGAAUGCGCCAUCGGCUGCAACUGGCUUAAGCCGUAA